AUGGCCGUGAACAAGAGCCCCCCCGUGAUGGACGGAGACUGCCCUGAGCAGGAGAACGUGCUGCAGCGCGUCCUGCAGCUGCCCGUGGUGAGCGGCACGUGUGAGUGCGUGCAGAAGACCUACACCAGCACCAAGGAGGCCCACCCGCUGGUGGCGUCCGUGUGCAACGCCUACGAGAAGGGCGUGCAGGGCGCCAGCAGCCUGGCCGCCUGGGGCAUGGAGCCCGUGGUCCGCAGGCUGUCCACCCAGUUCACAGCUGCCAAUGAGCUGGCCUGCCGAGGCCUGGACCACCUGGAGGAGAAGAUCCCGGCCCUGCAGUACCCCCCUGAAAAGAUCGCCUCUGAGCUGAAGGGCACCAUCUCCACCCGCCUCCGCAGCGCCCGGAACAGCAUCAGCGUGCCCAUCUCCAGCACGUCCGACAAGGUCCUGGGCGCCGCCCUGGCCAGCUGUGAGCUCGCCCUGGGGGUGGCCAAGGACACUGCGGAGUACGCCGCCAAGACCCGCGUGGGCCGGCUGGCCUCGGGCGGCGCCGACCUGGCCGUGGGCGGCAUGGAGAAGGUGGUGGAGUUCCUCAUCCCUCCAGCCCAGGAUGAGUCAGCCCCCGUGCCGGGACGCCCGCAGGCCCAAAAGCCCCCCAAGGCCGACCGCAGCCUCGCGAGCAGGGUGGGGACCCUGGCCAACACCAUCUCUCAGCACACCCUCCAGACCACGAAGCAGGUGCUGAAGCAGGGCCACGCCCUGGCCAUGUGGAUCCCCGGGGUGGCGCCCCUGAGCAGCCUGGCCCAGUGGGGAGCGUCGGCGGCCUCGCAGGUGGUGAUCCGGAGGCAGAGCGAGGUGCGGGUGCCCUGGCUACACAACCUGGCCGCCGCCGCCGCCCGCGCCCGCGAGGCGGAGCGCGAUGACCAGACGGACAGCGAGGGGGACGAGGCCAAGGAGAAGGAGAAGGAGGAGGACUCCAACUCGGAGGCCGAGGAGCAGUUCAGCGAGGCAGCAGCCCCGCCCCGCCCACAGGGCCUGCUGGGCACCGCGGUGCACACCCUGCAGAAGGCCGUGCAGGGCACCAUCUCGGCCGUGCUGUGGGCGCCCGCCGCCGUGCUGGGCACGGCAGGGAGGAUGCUGCGCCUCACGUCGGCCCCCGACGUCGCCCCGGCCAAGGCCAAGAGCAGGGCCAUGUCGCUGUCGGACGCCCUGAAGGGGGUCACGGACAACGUGGUGGACACGGUGGUGCACUACGUGCCGCUCCCCAGGUUGUCCCUGAUGGAGCCCGAGAGCGAAUUCCGGGAAAUCGAGGAGCUGAAGCGCAGGGCAUCGGCCGCGCCCACCUGCUCGGAGCCCUCGCAGCGCCCGGCCCAGCACCGGGGCAGCCUGCGCAGCGCCAGGGGGCCGGGCCUGGAGGACAGGGGGGACCUGCCCACGGCGAUGAGCUCCACGUUCCCGGCCGUGCCCCGCGAGAAGGCGCGCAGGGUCAGUGACAGCUUCUUCCGGCCCAGCCACAUGGAGCCCAUCCUGGGCCGCGCGCAGUACAACCAGCUGCGCAAGAAGAGCUGA
Molecule: messenger RNA, 1548 nt
Organism: Pipistrellus nathusii (Nathusius's pipistrelle)
Lineage: Eukaryota; Metazoa; Chordata; Mammalia; Chiroptera; Vespertilionidae
Source: the annotation of a GenBank genome assembly